Aspergillus tubingensis is the source of this 2169-nucleotide messenger RNA. Its product is annotated as Zn(II)2Cys6 transcription factor. Bases 1 to 2169 code for a protein of 722 amino acids. Gene Ontology annotation, molecular function: zinc ion binding; DNA-binding transcription factor activity, RNA polymerase II-specific; transcription cis-regulatory region binding. Gene Ontology annotation, biological process: positive regulation of transcription by RNA polymerase II. Gene Ontology annotation, cellular component: nucleus. NCBI's taxonomy places the organism in Eukaryota, Fungi, Ascomycota, Eurotiomycetes, Eurotiales, Aspergillaceae. The transcript is spliced from 3 exons. The record is from RefSeq and is a predicted model, not a curated record.
AUGGCACCUCCAUACUCCAGUUCCCAGGCCGCCUUGACCGGUUAUACUCCCUCCUUCCUGUCGCUGCAGGACCAGAACCCUCCACUCUCCGCCUACUCCAUCCUAGGGACCGGACAAUACCCCGAUAGUGUCGCAUAUUGGCACAAUCCAUCCGCGCAACCCCAGCCGCCGCUACCUCCCGCCGCCGUCGCCGCCUCCUAUCCGUCCGUGCCCCCCAAGGCUCAGUCGCUCCUUCAACCCACUUCUGAUCAGAAGAAGCAUAAGCGCACUCGCAGUGGCUGUUUCACCUGUCGAUCCCGUCGCAUCAAGUGCGACGAAGCACGUCCCGUCUGCGACAGAUGUCGGAAGGGUAACCGCGACUGCGUCUAUCCGUCAGCCACAGGUGCAUCCAAGUCAGGAACCCGUAGUGUGUCCAAGCCCAGAGGAUCACUGUUGCGUGGGAGUGAGACUUCCGGUCACCCGGGAUCCGAGGACUUCCGCGUCUUGGAGCCCAUCGCCGACGAGGAUGAAGAUGGAACUAGUGUCGGGUCAAGUACCCGACUGUCCCCAACAGCCGCACCCACAUGGUCCAAACCCAACCUCCCCAGGAGACAAAGUGGUCAGUCUUUGAAGCAGCAGGGUGGAAAGCAUGCUGUUGCGACCGACUCGGGUGGUGCACGAAUCGAGCAUAGUAAUUCGCCGUCCCCGUCCUCGGAUACGUCAUCAAGAUACGACUCGCUAAGCGCUCGGUCGGCCAGCGUCGGUGUCACCCUGCCCGAACCAUACGGAUCCACUCUGCCCAGUAUAGCACAUCUGCCCGACGACCUGCGAUUUUAUCUCAACUACCACCAAGAGUUCAUCACGUACCGUCAUUAUUUCUUAAAGCCGGUCAAUGACCGGUUCGUUCAUCAGAGUAUCAUUGAGCUGGCGUUGCAGUAUGAUCCCCUGCUGUAUGCCGUGGUGGGGUUUUCUGCAUAUCACCACUGUGUUCAAAAUAACAGUGGGAAGCUUUACACCUUUUUGAAAUAUUACAACUUCGCGUUGAAGCUCCUGCGCAAGUCCCUAGGCUCAGGUGAGCCGCAUAAUGAGGCGACCCUGAUCACGGUGCUUGUUCUCACCACUUUCGAGGAAUCCGUUGGGGACUGGGUCAACCUUAUUGGCCACCAUCAGGCUGCCCAUGCUUUGGUGCGGGAGAUUCUAACGCCAGAGUCUGCCAAUUUGAACGAGCUUCACAGCAACAUCUUCGUCUGGUACGCCCGGUUCGACGUGGUAGCAGGGAUCUUGGCCGGAAAUGAGACGAUACUAAGUCGUGACUGGUAUAUUGCGAAAGAGGAGUAUGAUGCUCAGGAGGCCGCCCGCAAUCCAAACGAUGCCAUGAAGCAAUUGGCGUUGGCAAAUUCGAUCAACCGCCGGUUUGGCUUGGAAAUGGCGUCGCUGUAUGCGAAGUUGUCGCGUGGACUGAUUCCUGUGAAUGAGUUUAUCGUCCAGAACGAACUGUUGGGACAGACCUUGGAAAGGGUACGGACCAUCCUGGAAUCGUUCAACGACUCUGAAUACACCGUGCAGGAGUACCCCAAUCGCGUCCCCUUGACCUCAGACGAUGUCGUGGAUCCGUAUGUUCCUGGGGGGAUGCACCACGGGCCCUUGUGGGAAGUCAACAUGACGUGGGUUGACUACUACUCCACCAAGGCUAUGUACAAGUAUCAGUCACUUCUUUCGGUGAAGCAAUCAUCGGUGGAAGAACUGCAAUCCCUUUCGGUAGAGCUGGUCCGGCUGAUGGAGGCGGUUGAUCGAUGGCCGAUGAAGGAAAGCGGAUGCAUCUUGGCGUUCAAGAACAGCAUCGGGAUGGCAGCCAUGUUCUGUCCUCGCGACGAACGGUACAUAAUGUGGGCGCGGAGGAAGUUCGCUCAGCUGGAGCAAAGCGGAUACGUCGUUGCAGCCACAUUCCGGGCGGCACUGGCAGCCUCGUGGCAAAAACCCGAAGUCAAUCGCUGGUGGUUGCCAGACGAUGAAGGAUACCCGAGCAUCAUCCGGGAAGUGCGAGCGAUGACGGAAGAACGCACGAGCCACCCUCAAGAUAACUUCCGCGAGGAUGUCAGCCAUAUGAAGACGCUGUUUUGGAACAUCAGCCUGGACGACACCUCCAGUGAGGGGAGUCCCGCAUCGGUGAACACGGAAGGUCGAUCAUGA